AUGUCUUCGCUGAUAGACUGGCUUGUCGAAAAUGAACCCGCAUUUCGCAAAACCCGUCUUCCGUCCCUCUACUCCGAUCUCGCCGUCCAGAAGACAUCGAACCCCGAAGGCUACGCCGCCAAUGUGACAGCAUGGCAAGCUGCACUCACGCGCGCGGCGCUGGCCGGCCAACUUCCCUUCGAGCAGCGGCUGAUCCUCCAGACGUCCGACGACCUGCUUAACGCGCUCGCCAGCCCGCAUUACGGUCGGCCCUCGGGGCUGGGAUGUGUACUCGAUGACUGUGUUCGGCACGGCAAGAUGAUAGACUUGCAAGACUUCCUCGUCAGCGAGAAGAGCAUUUACAACCGUUCGUGGCUUCCGAGCCCGUGGGCCAUCUUGCGCUGGAGUCUACGCCAGGUCGGCAUUGUGGGAACCGCCAGCUACGAGGUACCGGGUGGUCGAUUGAAGAAGGGUGGUCUUGUGCUUGUUCCGGCGCUGGAGGAGGUCUGGAAGAAGAUGCAGGUGCUGCAAGACACACAGACACAGAGUCUUACGGAUAGAAUUGUGAGCAGGGAUCUGUUUCUCAAAGAAAUGAACAGCCUCUUCUCAGGCCCCGUCUCCCUGUCCGAUCAGGAUAUCAAUGUCCUGCUACGGUACUUGGCUCGCGACAAGCAUGCCCUCAGCUAUGACGAUACCACGAUCAAAUUCAAGUCUCCUGCGGCGCCGAUGCCCGAACCUAUCACACAGGAAGACCACUCGAUCGCAUCUUUAAAGACGUUGAUCGCGAAUCUGAACAGCCAGAUUGAGAAUUUAACCAGCCGCAUCUCCACGCUUCAGAGCAAUGCGCAAAUAGCUGUCAAAACUGGCAACAAGGCUUCCGCGCUCUCUGCGCUGCGGUCGAAGAAACUUGCCGAACGGUCCCUACAGUCGCGUAUCGACACGCUGCAUCAGCUGGAAGAAGUGUACACCAAGAUCGAGGCCGCCGUGGACCAGGUAGAAGUGGUGGCGGCAAUGGAGGCAAGCGCCGGAGUGCUGAAGACCCUGAACAAGAAAAUCGGUGGUGUAGAGAGGGUCGACGACGUAUUGGACUCGCUGCGCGAGGAAAUGAGCAAGGUCGACGAAGUCAGUGGCGUGGUAGCGGACCCCCUCGCUGGAAAUGCCGUCCUAGACGAGGCGGAGGUCGAUGACGAGCUUGAGAAUAUGGAGCGCGAGGAGCGGAUCAAGCGCGAAGAGAAGUCGCGCGAGCAGAAGAAGAAACUCGAGAUACAAGAGGCCGAAGUCACGAGAAGACGACUGGCCGAGCUGGAAGGGCAGCCAGCUGCGCAGGCUCCAAGUACAGAGUCCGAAAAGAACAAGGAGAACAUGCAAAUAGCCGACGUCGACUUGGAGCGAUCAUUGUCCUCAAGUAUCGACAAACUUCAGAAGCUAGAUAUCGAUGGUCUGCAACACCGACAGAACGAAGACCAGCAACAUCAACAGCCACAGAAGGUUGCAGAAGGAACAUGA
Molecule: messenger RNA, 1485 nt
Organism: Capronia coronata CBS 617.96
Lineage: Eukaryota; Fungi; Ascomycota; Eurotiomycetes; Chaetothyriales; Herpotrichiellaceae
Exons: 2
Coding region: 1-1485 (494 amino acids)
Biological process (GO): late endosome to vacuole transport via multivesicular body sorting pathway; vesicle budding from membrane
Cellular component (GO): ESCRT III complex; cytoplasmic side of plasma membrane; multivesicular body
Source: RefSeq, a predicted model, not a curated record